AUGGAAAAUUCUAGCCGCGCCCAUUCAGGCGUGCGUUCCACAAACGCAUGGAAUCAAACGCACAUAUCAGGAAAUGCCUCUGUCCACCAAGGCGAUGUUUUCCAGGUCGGGUCGGAUCUGGAAAAGGUGUGUUUAAGCCGUCUUCGGGUUGUGGACCCGCGAGACCACGGAGCGGGGAUUGAAAGGAAAAAGGGCGGCCUAUGCGAGGAGGCUUUCAAGUGGAUCCUUGACACCCGGGUUAUAAGCACCGAUAAGGCCCUCAACAAUGCCACGGCCGUCCUCCGCUCCCUAAUCUGGCUUUUCGCUGUCCAACAGCCAGACAUCAUGUCUCCCUUACUUGAGAGGUAUAAAGUGUCGGGAACUGAACUCUUCACCGAUGGAAAUUCCUUCGAUGCCCUGUCUGCAAUAUUUCAAGCAAUGCUAAAAGAUUCUAAUAUGUCACCCAUGUACUUUGCUAUCGACGCACUUGACGAGUGCGACGAAAACCAAUCCGACCUCAUUAAGAUAAUUGCAACGUCCCUCACUAUCUCCUCCAAGGUGAAGUGGCUGCUCGCGAGCCGCCCAGAAGUUGACGUCCUUGCUAAAUUAAAGACAUACGAUUUACCCGACCUAUGCAUUCCAAAAGCUCUAGUCGAACUAGAUACCGAAAGCUUGCAAGCCCCCGCGAGCGCCUAUAUCGAACACAGGCUGAAAAAACUGAAGAGGUCGUCGAAUGUCGGCAGUACCUACACAGAGGCAAUCUUGGAGACUGUCUUGAAGGAGGUCCGAGAGCGAGCGAAAGAUAACUUCCUUUGGGUUUCUCUAGUGUUUGACGACCUCGAAACCAUGCGCGGACCGUACGCCAUCAACCAAGUUCUUGGAUACCCUUCUGGAUUGUCACAGCUGUACGACCAUAGGAUGGAUAGAAUUGAGCGUAAGGAGACGGGGGGACGUCUUGUCAACCGUGUUACUUGCAUAUCGCCCGUUGUCUCUUGA
Parascedosporium putredinis is the source of this 975-nucleotide messenger RNA. NCBI's taxonomy places the organism in Eukaryota, Fungi, Ascomycota, Sordariomycetes, Microascales, Microascaceae. The record is from the annotation of a GenBank genome assembly.